AAUGAUUACAGGCAAUCUCUUUAGAAAGGUUUAUCCGUUCAAAUUUGGAUUCUCCACUUCUUAUGCUGAAUUAAUUGCUUCAAAUAAAGCUAAUAGAGUAUAAGAUGUGGGAAGUUUGAAGGAAUUGUUAGAUUCUAUUUAUUAAACUAAACCAUAUUUACAUUGCAUUAUCUUUAACUAAGUUGGACAUCCAUAGUAAAUAUAUUUAUUAACUUAGCUAUUCAAAAGUGAAUGAAAUGUAUAAUGAUAUUUCUAAUUAAUUCGUUGGUUUUAAAUUCUAUAGGAUUAAUGUUGAUAAUCUAGACAAGACAGCCUAAUUUUUUGGAAUUAAAGUAUAUAUAUCUAGUUAUUAAUUAGAAUCCUCCAACAUCAAUUAUAUAUGGUCAAGGCUCACCUUUAGCUAAACAUGUUGGUCUGGGAAUAAAAUAUCUUUAAAUGAAAUUAUAGACAUCAUAAGAAUUAACUCAUAACACUGAUUUCAUUCCAGGCACAGAAUAAUGGGAAGGUCCAUAAGAUUUAUGGAAAGCCAAUUAUGAAGAUGACCAAGAGCCAUUUGAUUAUUUUGCCCGUUGAU
Paramecium pentaurelia is the source of this 574-nucleotide messenger RNA. The record is from the annotation of a GenBank genome assembly. NCBI's taxonomy places the organism in Eukaryota, Ciliophora, Oligohymenophorea, Peniculida, Parameciidae.